Messenger RNA from Triticum turgidum subsp. durum (durum wheat), 3102 nucleotides. Lineage: Eukaryota; Viridiplantae; Streptophyta; Magnoliopsida; Poales; Poaceae. The record is from the annotation of a GenBank genome assembly.
AUGAAUGUUGCUGAGAAGGAGAUCUUAAGAGCCGAUAAUGUUCACGAAGCUGCACAAGAGAUGUUCAAAAUAAUUCAGCUCAGGGGCCGCAUAUUCUGCCUUGAUUGUUGGGAUGGAUUUGGGGCCUCUGCUGUUCUUAGAUACAUGGCGGCAAUGCUUCCAUCCAGGAGAAACAUUCCGGAACUAUGCUUUGACAGAAUAAUUUUCAUAGAUUGCUCAAAGUGGAAUAACAGGAGAGCGGUGCAGAGAGCAAUUGCACAGGAACUGACACUUGACCGCUCUAUAAUGGCUACUCUAGAUAAGCAAGACGAAGAGGAUGAUUUUAAGGGAAUUGGUGAAAGCUCGAGGAAUGAGAUAGGCAGUGUUGCACAAGUGAUUGAGCAAACCCUGACUGGCACCAAAUUUAUGAUGUUUUUUCUCAAUGGAAGUGAUGACGAGGUUGACAUUGGUUCGUUUGGCAUUCCUCUUACAAGGUUUGGUAAAAACAUGAUGAUAUGGACCUUCAACAGGUGCUGCUUGACAAUGCAUCGCCAUGUUGACCGUCUUUCGAUAUCAAGCAAUCUAAGAUAUACUCAUGUUUUCAUAUAUUCAUUCCGGGGAGCUCGCUCAUUAAUAGCUUAUGAGUUUCAAGAACUACUUCAUCAACAAUGUGCCACCAUAGUUGCUCGAAGUCCAUCUAUGCUAGACAUCAACCCUACAAUGGUUAAAGAAUGUUGCCUCUAUGGGUUAUUUCUUCAUUAUAUUUUUCACAUUUCCACCAAACUUGAUUGGAUCGCUCAUGCUUCCAACUAUUGGAUAUGUGAUGCAAUCAUACAAGGGGACAAAGCAAGGGAUGUUAGUAACACAUUGCAUGGAGAGAUAAAUUGGGAGGGUGAUGCUACUGUGAUUGAUGAGGUGCUUCAGAUGCUCAUGAAAUAUUUUGAGCAUUUAUUUCUGGUAGUUAAAGAUGAUGAUGUCUAUAAGGAAGGGUCAUACCGUUGGAUUUCAGUCACAUCAAAAAAUAUGGAAAUAUGUGGUAUGCAAACUAUUCCUGCAGUGACGUCAUCUCUGUUUUUGGCAUUUGAAAGAUCCGAUCACCCACCAACUCUGCAAAAAGGCUUCUUUGAACAUUCCAACAAGCUUGGUGUGCUAGUUCUCUGUUUCUGUGCCUUCAAUUUUGCAUCACCUCCUUUUCACCAUUGUCAGAACCUCAGAUUCCUUGGAUUGGACCAUUGUACACGUAGCAAAACAUGUGAAGCAGAUAAUCAUCAAGAGUGGGCAUGCUUGUAUAAUCUUUUGGUGCUGGACCUACGCUACACAGAGUGGGAUAAUAUCUUAUCUGAGGAGAAAAUGGAUCUUAUGAAAAGCAUCACAGAACUAAAUAUAGAAGGAGUCAGAUGUUGGCGGUACACAGCUCAGUUACAAGGGAGGCUGCCUAACCUUGAGAGACUCCGAAUAAUCAAACCAACUUGUCAGCAUGAGACAUCAAAUGAUGUUGAUAACUCCUUCACAGAUAAGAAAAGUAUGAAAAUACUAGAUUUUUCAGGCAACUCUGACAUGAAAACUCUUCCAACAAGUCUAUCAAAGGCGAGCAGGCUUCAGAUGCUCAUACUUGAUGGUUGUGAUGGACUGGAAAGCAUUGUUGCCUCUGGUCUGCUUCCUCCUUCUCUCAAGACCUUUAGCUUUGAUGGCUAUGGGCCAACUCGCCAGAGGACAUCAACUGUUGAGCUACCUCCGAAAGAUUUCCGUCCACCUCCCAAUGAAGAGAAGAAGGGUAUCUCUACAUCGAGGAUCUCCCUGGUAGGCUGCACACAAUUGGAUAAUCUGUUCUUGCGUGGGUUACCCAACCUUGUGGAACUGGAUCUCUCCGGAACUGCGAUCAAGAAGCUUGACUUCAAGACUAUGGUGGUGCAGGUCCCAAGGCUCAAGCGGUUAUUUCUAAUAGGAUGCAAGCACCUUCGUGCAAUCAUUUCUUUGGAGAAGAUUGAUCAUCUUGAGUUAGUGUGCAUAGACACGCGAGCUGGAAUCGUGUGUCCGUAUCCUACCAUUGACAAGCAUAAAUCCUUCCAGUUGCAUGUGCAUGCUGUCCUUGCGGAUGCGAGGAUUACUCACUCCUUGAGGGAACUUGGAUGGGGUCCAAAGGAAGAUGUAACUUUCAAUAUCCACAUCACCUCCUCGCCUGUUCAAUUUGAAGCAACUAGCAAGGAUAAAGUUGGUCCAAGUGAUCAAGAGAACCCGCAACAGCUUAUUCGUCUAGCAAGCCGAUACAGUGAUGUCCUGAGGAUGGUUGGCGAUCCCCUGGUACAAGUUUUUCUGCCACCAGCAGCGACUCCAAAGUUGGAUCGACAUAUAGAGAUUUCUCAAGGGAGGUGCCACAUGGAGAGACAUCUCAAGGAAUCACUAGAUUCAUUCAUGGGAUUGUAUGCUGAAUCCCUGCACUUCCAUGACGUCUCCACACGUGCUAUUACUCCUCAAGGUCAUAAUCCUAAUCUGUGGAAAUACCUUAGGUGGUGCUGCGUGGAGAGGUGCCCCAAGUUGAAUACCUGCUUCCCUUUGCGUUCGCAUGAGUAUAUGGCAGGCUUGGCAGGCUGGUGGAUGACCAAUUGGUUAAGUAAAAUAGACCCUAAAGGCUUCAGUAAUCUGCAGCACCUACACUUGUGCUUUUGCCCCAGCCUCCAGUUCGUGCUCCCCAUGCGGUUUUGGUCCUUGCCCAGCUUGGAAACCCUCUACAUCAUCCACUGCGGCGGUGAUCUCAACCACGUCUUCAUGCAGGACGAAAUGGUCCAAACAGGAAUAGGCAGAAAUCGCCCCCGCAUUUUGCCAUGCCCGAAGCUGACCACCAUCCACCUGCACGACCUCCCAAAGCUGCAGAAGAUAUGCGAGGUCAGCUUGUUGGCACCAGCGCUCCAGACCAUCAAGAUCAAGGGGUGUUGGAGCUUACGCCGGUUGCCAUCUGUGAGGGGCAGAAGCCCAGGCGAGAAGAAGCCGACCAUCGAGAUCGAGAAGGACGUGUGGGACGCCCUGGAGUGGGACGCCGACCACCUCCCCGACCAAUUUGAGACGCCGGUCCACUCGCGCUACUACAAGGAGAAGCUGCCCAGGGUCUCCGUCCUCAGUAGGUGA